Messenger RNA from Syngnathus typhle (broad-nosed pipefish), 768 nucleotides. RefSeq names its product dermatopontin (gene dpt). NCBI's taxonomy places the organism in Eukaryota, Metazoa, Chordata, Actinopteri, Syngnathiformes, Syngnathidae. Gene Ontology annotation, molecular function: extracellular matrix structural constituent. The coding region runs from base 1 to 588 and encodes 195 amino acids. The record is from RefSeq and is a predicted model, not a curated record. Gene Ontology annotation, biological process: collagen fibril organization. Gene Ontology annotation, cellular component: extracellular matrix. The transcript has 4 exons.
AUGAAUCCGGUUCUGGUGGUGCUGGCCUGGUCCCUGGUGGUCUCGGUCCGGGCUCAAUCUGAGUCUCAGUUGCAUGAUCACCAGGACAUGGGGUGGAUCAACGGCUACCGUCAAGGUUUCAACUUCCAGUGUCCCCACGGCGAAGCCCUGGUGGCCAUCAGAAGUUACUUCAGCGCCGCCGACGGUUCUGACCGCCUCUGGUCCUUUGAGUGCCAGCCCACGCCCGAGGGGUUGGGACACCCCACCGACUGCUGGUGGGACGACAUCAACCGUGCCGGCCUGGAAUGGACUUCAAAGUGCACCCGUAACGGCUUGGUGGCAGGCGUGCAGAGUAAAUACUUUCCCAGCGUCUUGGACCGAGAAUGGCAAUUCUACUGCUGCUACUACAAACGCCGAUGUCCAUACGACUGCAUGAUGACCAAUGACAUUCCCGAAUACCACCAUGAGGAGGGCGAGCUGGUGAUUCCUAGCUACGGCUUCUUCAUCCGAGGAGCUCAAACCACCUUCAGCGGAGUGCUAAGGGAUCGCCAGUGGAAGUACAUCUUGUGCAGGAUGACCGACUUCGACUGCGAAUUUGAGAAUUUAUAGACGCAUCCAAGGAAGGUGUCGUAAUUACAACCAUGUGGUUACGUUCCGCGGGCCUCGUAUAAUUUACUAGCAUGGAAAAUCCACGUCAAAACAUUUAAACAACAAAAUUUGUGCUCAGUUUCAAGAAGCUGGACAAACUAUUGUUCUAUAACCACACAAUUAAAAGUGUAAUUUCCUUUC